Oryzias melastigma (Indian medaka) is the source of this 3153-nucleotide messenger RNA. It is a transcript of the gene npffr2a, whose product is annotated as neuropeptide FF receptor 2a. Gene Ontology annotation, cellular component: membrane. The record is from RefSeq and is a predicted model, not a curated record. Gene Ontology annotation, molecular function: peptide binding; neuropeptide receptor activity; opioid receptor binding. Gene Ontology annotation, biological process: G protein-coupled receptor signaling pathway; regulation of MAPK cascade; regulation of adenylate cyclase activity. The coding region runs from base 574 to 1851 and encodes 425 amino acids. The transcript is spliced from 4 exons. NCBI's taxonomy places the organism in Eukaryota, Metazoa, Chordata, Actinopteri, Beloniformes, Adrianichthyidae.
GGAUGAGGUCAGGAUCAGGAUAAAGUCAGGAUCAGGAUGAGGUCGGGAUCAGGAUUAAGUCAGGAUCAGGAUGAGGUCGGGAUCAGGAUUAAGUCAGGAUCAGGAUAAAGUCAGGAUCAGGAUAAAGUCAGGAUCAGGACAUGGUCGGGAUCAGGAUGAGCUCGGGAUCAGGAUGAGGUCAGGAUCAGGAUUAUUUUUCCAACUUCUUCCAUGUUUUCCAUCAUUUUUUUUUCUUUCUUCAUGUUUCGUCUUCAUUUGUCCGCGUGCGUUUGCUCGUGCUCGUCUGGAACCGCCUCGUUUGCAGCUUUUCCGGUGACAGCAGCUGGUGGAGAGAAUGGGGGGGUCGAGCUAGAGCCCCGCCCCUCUCCUGACGUCAGCGCUUUAUAAAGGCUGCGCACGGAGCGGCUGAACCUUCCAGCGCUGUGAGCGGCGGGCUGCGCGCGCGCCACACACGCGGAGCUCCUUCCUGCUCAGUAACUUUCUGCGCUUCUCCGCGCGCGAGCCGCAGCAGACACGCGGACAUCCGUGACCGCUGGAGGGGGUCGGUGACCCGGAGGGACGAGCAGGUUUAAAAUGAACGACAGCCUGGAAAACAACCUGACUCAGCCGUACGACAACUGGACGUUCUACAACUCCUCCACGGAGCGCAGCACGCCGCGGAACAUCACCUACGUGGGAUUUUACCUGCACCAGCCGUCCACGGCGGCCAUCUUCAUCAUCUCCUACCUGCUGAUCUUCCUGGUGUGCAUGGUGGGAAACGGAGUCGUCUGCUUCAUCGUGCUGAGGAGCAAAAACAUGUGGACCGUCACCAACCUGUUCAUCCUGAACCUCGCCGUGAGCGACCUCCUGGUGGGGAUCUUCUGCAUGCCCACCACCCUCCUGGAUAACAUCAUCACAGGAUGGCCCUUUGGCAGUCUGGUCUGUAAGCUGAGCGGCAUGGUUCAGGGGAUCUCCGUGUCUGCGUCCGUCUUCACGCUGGUGGCCAUUGCCGUCGACAGGUUCCGCUGCAUCGUCUAUCCCUUCAAGCAGAAGCUGACCAUCUCCACGGCCACCAUGAUCAUCGUCAUCAUCUGGGUCCUCGCCGUCUCCAUCAUGUGUCCGUCCGGCGUGAUGCUGCAGGUGACCAAGGAGCACACGGUGCGAGUGCUGCUGGGCUACGACAACAAGAGCAGCCCGUUCUACUGGUGCCGGGAGAACUGGCCCAACCAGGAGAUGAGGAAGAUCUACACCACCGUCCUCUUCGCCAACAUCUACCUGGCCCCCCUCUCCCUCAUCGUCAUCAUGUACGCCCGCAUCGGCAUCACGCUUUUCAAAACCACCGUCCCGACGGGGGGCAAGCCGGGCCAGGAGAACCGCCACAGCGUGUCCAAGAAGAAGCAGCGCGUGAUCAAGAUGCUGCUGAUCGUGGCGCUGCUCUUCAUCCUGUCGUGGCUGCCGCUGUGGACGCUCAUGAUGCUGAGCGACUACGCCCGGCUGACGGAGCAGCAGUACCGCCUCAUCAACAUCUACGUCUACCCCUUCGCCCACUGGCUGGCCUUCUUCAACAGCAGCGUCAACCCCAUCAUCUACGGCUUCUUCAACGAGAACUUCCGCCGCGGCUUCCAGGCCGUCUUCAAGUUCAGCCUGUGCGCGGCGGACGGCCACCGCCGCCGGAACUACUCGCACCGGCUGCAGGGCAACUCGGUGCUGCCGGCCAACCCGCUGCAGACCACCGUGGAGCCCAUCUCCAUGAACAGCCUGGAGAAGAACCCCUCCAGGAGGCUGCGCCAGGGCCCGCCGCAGGACCUGAUCAUGGAGGACCUGGAGAGGGGGUCCUGCAGCAGCGGGGGGGUGACGGCCGUGUCCAUCUGAAGACCGGAUCACCUCGCCGUGCCUCCGUAACCCGAGGGGAGGUCCUGGACGGUAUCGAAAGCACAAAUCAGAACAGGAACGUGAAGGGUUACCAGAGCAGUUAGAUGUUUGCUCCGGUAUAAACAGCCUCAGAGUUCUCAACAGACGGCCGUUUCACGGAUGUGGCGUGCGUGGCGGUUCCCUCCUGGCUCAGGAGUCAGAAUCCUGCAGCUCCGUGGAUUUAACACCUGCAGGAGUGUGAGUCUGCAUCCAUUCAUAGACCGUCUCUUCAUGACCACGAACCCUUCGCUCAUGCAGAGCGGCUCCCAGCAGAGAUCCCUUCGUCUGCAGCGUUUCCAUCCCAAGAUCUCUCGUCUCCACAGCAGAACCGACCCGUUUGGGUCAUGGUACAAACCUUAGUGAGACUCUGAACCGUCGUAGUGUGCUCUCCCCUUCCACUUUCACCGUCAGAUCUGGAGCCGGUGAUGAAUGUGACGUUUCCAGACGUUGUCUUACUUUAUACUUCUCUGUAAAGAUCCGUGUCCGUCUGCCUGCUGGAGUCCUCGGCUCUCCGAGGCUGGAAUCUUCUCGUUUGCUGACGGCUGGAAAGUUUCAGGAGGAAAGUGUCUUAAAUGUGUUUAUUUUCCUGGUGUUGAGGGAUGAGUCGGCGUGCUCUGGAUCCACACGCAUGUCACAGAAACACUAAAAGGGGGGGGGGGGCGCUCUGACAGGAAAAGUGGCUUCAUGUCAGAAAAUCACUGAUGGGAGGAAAAGCAUCAAAGCUGAGACCCUGAAGAGAACGCACUCAUCCAAACCGAACCCGUCUGUGGAGCGUCGGUUCUGCUGGUUCUGGUGUUCCGUCACGCUAACAUGAGACGACACGGAAAGAACACGGAAUCAUCUGUGUCUACAUGCAGGAAAACCAAAGACGUGGAGUGUGGCGGCUGGUCAGCGGCGUCAGAUGACUGGAAUAACCGUCUCCCUUUGUGAUGGAGCUCAGUCGGGCAGACGCUGCAGCACAGCCUGGCGGGACGCUGAUGGUUGUGCGGUGGCGUCUCGCUGGCUUUAGCAUCUUCUAAUGCCUGGUUCACAGUGGACGCAGAACGGAGCCCGCCUCCAUCCGGCGUCCUCGUUAACCUGUGUUGUGGUUCACACCAGGCGUGGAGCGCCAUGGAAACGCCGCGGUCCUCCACGGAAGGCUCGCGGCGUGCAGCAGAUCACGCCAGCGAUCCGCGUCAAUUCUGGCAGGAAGUUACAUCAAGAUAUAUGAGAAAAUCCAGUUUAUUUUCAAAAUAUAACCAGUUUUUCACAAUAAAACAUCAC